Molecule: messenger RNA, 1977 nt
Organism: Physcomitrium patens
Lineage: Eukaryota; Viridiplantae; Streptophyta; Bryopsida; Funariales; Funariaceae
Biological process (GO): negative regulation of DNA recombination; chromosome condensation; nucleosome assembly
Cellular component (GO): nucleosome; nucleus
Molecular function (GO): nucleosomal DNA binding; structural constituent of chromatin; double-stranded DNA binding
Source: RefSeq, a predicted model, not a curated record
CUGCUUCCUCUUCGCACUUCCUUCGCCAUUCUCACUCUCGCAUCGUCGAUUUUCACCGUGCUCGCUCUGCUCUCAUCCCGCCCGCGCUUUAGCGUUCCUGUGUUCCUAGACUCAAUUACUGUGUGUGUAUUGUGGUAGCACCCGUGACUGUGGGAACGUGAGCUGGAUUUGGUGGUUUACGUAAUUUCAGGUUGAUAUUGGAGUUCUAGGGGCUUUCUUCUUAGAGUUGUGUCUGGGAGGCGUGAUUGGAAGGGGUUUUAAUGGCUGCCGUUGAGCCCACCCCUGUGGUUGAUCCUGCCUCUGAUUUAGCGGUGGUAGAAAAGCUCCCCGUGGAGGAGGUGGAGCCUCGACAGGCGUCUAAAGGGAAGAAGGUCAAGAUGGAGAAGGAGAAAAAAGUGAAAGAAGCUAAGGUCAAAGAGCCCAAGGCUACCUCAGAGAAGGUUCCGAAGUUGGCUGCGUCUCACCCUACGUACAUGAUGAUGGUUGUGGAAGCCAUUGGCGCUUUGAAGGAGAGGACUGGGUCUAGCCAAUAUGCCAUUGCGAAGUACUUGGAAGACAAGUAUAAUACAGGGCUGCCCCCCAACUUCGAGAAGACUCUGAGUACUCAGUUGCGUAAUUUGAGUAAGGCCGAGAAACUGGUUAAGGUGAAGAACUCAUUCAAACUGUCGAACGAGUUGAAGAAGCCUUCGAAACCGGUAAAAGCUCCGAGCGCUCCACAGGCAGUGGUGAAGGUUGCGCCGAAAGCCAAGGCCAUCAAGAAGCUUGUGGCUCGUCGCGUGAAGACGAAGAGCGCCGGAGAGGGUGCUGCCAAGUCCAAGGCACCAAGUGCCAAGGUGAUCAAAGGCGCUGAACCACAGGCCAAGGCGACGAAAACUGGAAAGAUGAAGUCUGGCAGCAAGGCAGCUGCAGCAGCACCGAAAAAAGCCGUGGCCAAGACAUCCGUAUCUGCUAAGAAGAGUACGGCGACUGCGAAGAAAAUGAUCCCAUCAGCGGUUGCGAAGAAGCCUGUGACGGUGAGGAAACCACCGACAGUACGCAAGAUGACCACGCCGAAAAAGGUCCCGAAGUCGGUGAAGGGUGCGAACGCAGGUGUGAAGGCGAAGGCAGUGAAAGCGGUGGGCACUCCAGCAAAGAAGGCCAGGAAAUGAGAAGGGUGACUCGUGAUGAUGACCGAACUGGUGUUCAUGAACACCACCAUGUGGAAGGAAUGGUCGACCCCGUGCAUAAUAGCUUACUGGAUUGUGAACGCGAACUGCUGGUGUUUUUUUAGGUGCAGUUACGACUUUUAAAUCAGGUAUAUCAGGUUGGCGGGGAGCGAAGAUGAUGCAGGGUUUGUUGGGGUGCCUCGAAAGCUCUUUCGAAUGUCAUGCAGGGAUGAAUGGGGGUUUAAUGUGCUGUGAUUGCCUGAUGCCGAAGUUAGUCGUAGUGUUUGGUUGUUUCUGUUUGAUGGCAAUGCAUGUGGUUCGAAUUGAGCUAGUUUGGAGUCGAUGUGUCUCAGAACUGAUGCUUUUGUUCUAAAGUGGAUCUGCAGAUAGCUGAGAGUUUGGGUUCAGGUUCGAACUCUUCGUGGCGCUUGAAGCUCAACCUUGCCACAUUAUUGUGCCUUGAAAAGUAAUUUUGGCAGCAUCAAGGGAACGAGUUGUGAUGCCAAGAUAUUUAAAUGAUCGUCACAAAUAUUACAUGAAAUUGUUGAGGAGGUUGAUGAAUGUAGAAGUUAGUGUGAUUCACACAAUUUUUUUAAAAGAGUUCUAGAGAUUAAGAGCUUUUUAACGUCUACAAUAUUUAUUAUACUAAUCAGCAGUAGUGAAAGUAGUUGCAACCUAGUUUUUACAAUUUCGGAUUCUUUUAGAGAAUUUGAAUAUUGCAUUUUGAGUUUUUUAGGCUUGUUGUUUUGCAUGUGAUAAAUAUCAAAAUCACACAUUUUUAAACAAAAGAGACGUGCAAUUUUGUUAUCUGAAAGGUGUUUUAUGUAAUUUA